Messenger RNA from Trypanosoma rangeli, 450 nucleotides. RefSeq lists its product as uncharacterized. NCBI's taxonomy places the organism in Eukaryota, Euglenozoa, Kinetoplastea, Trypanosomatida, Trypanosomatidae. The transcript has a single exon. The record is from RefSeq and is a predicted model, not a curated record. Bases 1 to 450 code for a protein of 149 amino acids.
AUGAAGCAGGGCUCCGGUGUGAAUAAAAUGGCACGUGCACUUACGAUGUACACCGUCGUGUUGGGGCUGUUUGAGUUGCCCACGAUACUUAUGCUCCUCUGCGGCGGCAACCUUGCCGAGGUAACGCCGUGGUUCGACAGCUCACCACCCUUUGAGCGGUACUCGUACGCCUGCAUGUACAUGGGUGUAUUAGCCCUGCUUGCCACCUCCCGCUUUCUUGCGGCCUACCUCCCACGGCAUCGACUCAUUCAGGCGCACAACGCGCUGGUGCAUGCCCUGGAGCUGGUCUUUUUUUUGUGGCUUUGGUCUGUGCGGCAGCGCCCUGCCCCCGUUGCCUGUUACGCUCUUGUGGCAGUUAUGGCGGCGAACUGCGUCCUCUUUGGCGUGCAGGCGUUCAAGGUGCUUGCCCCUGCCGGCAACGUCAGCCUGCGUGAAAAGAAGGGCAACUAA